ACCAACCCUUAACGGGGCCGCUUCCCUCCCGCAGGCUCUUUCCAACGUCCCCCCCCUGCGGAAUUACUUCCUGGAGGAGGACAACUACAAGAGCAUCAAGCGUCCCCCGGGGGACAUCAUGUUCCUGCUGGUGCAGCGCUUCGGGGAGCUGAUGCGCAAGCUGUGGAACCCGCGCAACUUCAAGGCGCACGUCUCGCCCCACGAGAUGCUGCAGGCCGUGGUGCUGUGCAGCAAGAAGAACUUCCAGAUCACCAAGCAGGGGGACGGGGUCGAUUUCCUCUCCUGGUUCCUCAACGCGCUGCACUCGGCCCUGGGAGGCACCAAGAAGAAGAAGAAAACCAUCGUCACCGACGUCUUCCAGGGCUCCAUGCGCAUCUUCACCAAGAAGCUGCCUCACCCCGACCUGCCGGCCGAGGAGAAGGCGCAGCUGCUGCAGAACGCCGAGUACCAGGAGACGAUGGUGGAGUCCACCUUCAUGUACCUGACGCUGGACCUGCCCACGGCGCCGCUCUACAAGGACGAGAAGGAGCAGCUCAUCAUCCCCCAGGUGCCCCUCUUCAGCAUCCUGGCCAAGUUCAACGGCGCCACCGAGAAGGAGUACAAGACCUACAAGGAGAACUUCCUCAAGCGCUUCCAGCUCACCCGCCUGCCGCCCUACCUCAUCUUCUGCAUCAAGCGCUUCACCAAGAACAACUUCUUCGUGGAGAAAAACCCCACCAUCGUCAACUUCCCCAUCACCAACGUGGACCUGCGGGAGUACCUGUCGGAGGAGGUGCAGGCGGUGCACGCCAACACCACGUACGACCUCAUCGCCAACAUCGUGCACGACGGGAAGCCCUCCGAGGGCUCCUACCGCAUCCACGUGCUGCACCACGGCACCGGUAAGUGGUACGAGCUGCAGGACCUGCAGGUCACCGACAUCCUGCCGCAGAUGAUCACGCUUUCCGAGGCCUACAUCCAGAUCUGGAAGCGGCGCGAGGAGGACGAGACCAACCAGCAAGGCGCCUGAGCCCCGCGGGGCCACCCAUUAAAGGACUCCACGUGUUUUUUUUUAUAAAAAACCCUUUUUCCGCC
Molecule: messenger RNA, 1074 nt
Organism: Oxyura jamaicensis (ruddy duck)
Lineage: Eukaryota; Metazoa; Chordata; Aves; Anseriformes; Anatidae
Gene: USP39
Product: ubiquitin specific peptidase 39
Exons: 7
Coding region: 119-1009 (296 amino acids)
Biological process (GO): protein deubiquitination
Molecular function (GO): cysteine-type deubiquitinase activity
Source: RefSeq, a predicted model, not a curated record